Nymphalis io (European peacock) is the source of this 2579-nucleotide messenger RNA. RefSeq names its product fatty acyl-CoA reductase wat-like. Gene Ontology annotation, biological process: long-chain fatty-acyl-CoA metabolic process. Gene Ontology annotation, cellular component: peroxisome. Gene Ontology annotation, molecular function: alcohol-forming very long-chain fatty acyl-CoA reductase (NADP+) activity. The transcript is spliced from 15 exons. The record is from RefSeq and is a predicted model, not a curated record. Bases 133 to 2010 code for a protein of 625 amino acids. Lineage: Eukaryota; Metazoa; Arthropoda; Insecta; Lepidoptera; Nymphalidae.
GGACAUGUGUCCGACACGUCAGUAUUAGAAAUAAAACGCGUAGUGUCGGACGCGUUCCAGUACUUGGCGGUGCAGUAUACCGUGUAGCAUAUAUUUGAUAUCGUUUCGAAAAAUAUAUUAUAAAAGAAAAAGAUGAACUUUUCCUUAGAAGAGUCGCCGCUGGCGCGCACCGACCUUACCAGGGACAAAAUCUCCAAAUGGGUGGAAGGGCAGCGCAGAGGGGAAAAUAUAGACUUGGAUGUGUACGGGAAGCCCUCGGACAAGCAGCUACAGGAGCUGGAGAACGUCAGAAAACUGAGCAAGGAGCUGCAGGACAAUUUACAUGACUUAGAAAAUUCGGUUCGCAUAGCGGAAGUGGAAAACCAAGCUAUGAAUCCAACUGCACCCGUUCUCGACUCGUCGGAGGAACACGAGUUUGUCUCUGCGAACCAGCUCGACGAUUACUACUCGCAAGAAGAUCAAGCAGACGCGAAGGAAGCCGAAAAGCAAAGACUCACGAAGGGUAAAGCGAACAAAACAGAUAUCCAGAGGUUUUAUAAGGACCAGAGUGUGUUUUUGACGGGUGGGACGGGGUUCUUGGGUAAAGUUUUAAUUGAAAAGUUGUUGCGUUCGUGCGGCGACGUGGACACCAUCUACGUUUUGGUUCGAUCGAAGAAAGGCAAAGAUCCAACCUCGAGGAUUCACGACAUGCUCGAUGACUUUGUAUUUCAAAGGGCUCAUGAAGAAAAUCCCAAGGGUAUCCAUAAAGUAAUACCGAUUGUAGGAGACAUGGAGCUGCCGGGUAUGGGACUCAGUAAGGAGGAUAGGAAAAUGCUUAUUUCUAAGGUAACAAUAAUUAUAAAUUCAGCGGCUACGGUAAAGUUCGAUGAGAAACUGUCGAUAUCGACGGCCAUCAACGUGAAGGGGACUGUGGAGGUGAUCAAGCUCGCCAAGGAGUGCAGAAAUCUCAAGGCGUUCACCCACGUGUCCACCGCUUACUCGAACACACAUCUUAAAUACAUUGAAGAAAAAAUCUACGAGCCUCCGAUGACGGUAGAAGCGUUGGAAGCGAUCGCUCAGCUGGAUGAAAACUUAAUUGAGACUAUUUUACCAACGCUUCUGGGCAAGUGGCCGAACACCUACUGUCUCACGAAGGCGGUCGCCGAGGAAGCUGUCAGGAUACACGCUGAAGGCAUGCCGGUGUGCAUCGUGCGACCCUCUAUCGUUAUUUCAACGUAUGAGGAACCGGUUAGAGGCUGGACGGACAGUGUGUAUGGACCCAUGGGUCUGGUUAUCGGCAUCGGCACUGGGGUUAUACGAACGAUGUACAUGGACCUCAACAAAGUAGCAGAUAUGGUUCCCGUAGACCUCACAGUGAACGCCAUCAUCGCGUCCACGUAUCACACCGCGAACUCUUUCAAAGAGAAUCAAACGUCCGACAUACCGGUGUACAACUUCGUGUCAGGAAGCCAGAACCCCAUAACUUGGGGACAGUUUAUCGAAUACAAUAGGAAAUAUGGAUUACAGACUCCAACUAUGAAGGCUGUCUGGUACUACGGUCUCAACCCGACGAACUCCUACUACAUGUUUCAAAUCUACAAUUUCUUCCUCCAUUAUCUGCCGGCGCUGCUCAUCGACGUGUACUGCGCGCUCACCGGGAAACGGCGAGCGAUGUUAAAGUUCUACUCUAAAGUUACAAAAAUAGCCAAGAUCCUAUUUUACUUCUCGACACAAGACUGGCAGUUCAGCGACGAGGGCGUGCAGCGCAUGUGGGCGCGCACCUCCCCCUCGGACCAGACCGUCUUCCCAUUCCACUUCGGUGACAUGUCGUGGGACUACAUGGCGGAGACGUUCAUACUUGGCUUGAGAGUGUACUUGGUUAAGGAUGAUCUCUCGACGUUACCGGAGGCGCGGAAGAAAUGGAACAGGUUGUUCUAUCUCCACCAGCUCGUCAAAAUAACAACAUUCAGUUUAGUAAUUUAUUUAAUUUAUAUUCUAGUCACGAGUAUAUUUUCAUACAUAAUGGGUUAAGUAUUGAAUACAAAUUAUAUUAAUAACUUAUAAUAAGUGUACAAUAAAAUGUUAGUUUAAUUAUUAUAGGUGUUAUAUUUAAGAUUAAUUAUCUUAUAUAGUUAGACGGCCUUGGAAACGUUUAGCGGGUGAUUAGUUCAACAAUGUUGUCUUCUUCUAUCGAAUAUCAAAUCAAUAAUGACAGAAAGAGUGAAAUCUGUAUUUAACUAAACAGCUAAGCGACGUUUGUAAAUAAGGUUAAAUGUCAAACAAACUUGUGGUUAUGUUCUAUGGGACAAAUAUUAUGGCAAUCGUCAUUCGUGUCACAUUGACAAGCUUAAUUUAAUGAGAUAUGUUAUAUUUAUUUGUUCGACAAUAAAAUACUUUAAAAAAAAAUAAAAAUUAUCGUUAUAAUUAUUCGGCAAAUAAUGCAUAAGUCGUUACGCAGCUACUGAACGAUUUGAAUGAACCAAUUAUUGUACCAUAAUGAUCGUUAAGCUAACAUUUUUAUUGUAUUUUAGAUUAUUUUUACAAGGGCAACACUGAGAUUUUAAUUCUGUGAGAUUUGAUAAAAUGUAUUGUGAUUUGAG